Molecule: messenger RNA, 2611 nt
Organism: Pangasianodon hypophthalmus (striped catfish)
Lineage: Eukaryota; Metazoa; Chordata; Actinopteri; Siluriformes; Pangasiidae
Exons: 14
Coding region: 353-2416 (687 amino acids)
Source: RefSeq, a predicted model, not a curated record
CUCAUGGCUUUUAUUCUGUAGUGAAAAAUAGCAGAGGAGGCGAAGUAACAGAAAAGACGUGCAUAAGCACACCGGGGAGUUUAGAGAAAGGCGUUUGGGAGAAAUAGAGUUUAGUUUUUGGGUUUAUGCAGUUGCAGUAAAUUUAUAAAUUUAUAAAAUAUACAGAGUCUGUGUGAAUUUGCAUACGCUUCCGGAAGUUAGCCAACUAGCCUCGUCGAGGUAGCGAGCUAUACUGCAGCUAGUUCCUUACAAAUCCUUGUAACGAUAUCUAGUUCAACGUGAUAAUUCUUUUUGUUAGCUUUGUCAGUGCAGGUGAUAUUUAGCUAGCUGAAGCAGAGCAAGAGGAUUAGCAAUGGCCGACCUGCUGACGGUUUACGACGACGGAGAGUCCAACACGUUUAUAGACUGCACGAUUUGUGACAAAAGAAUAAGAGGGGAUACUAACUAUAAGAUCCAUCUGACCACUUUACAGCAUCUGAAGAGGGAGAGAACCUUAGCUGAUAAGGGCCUCAUCCCAGAGCCAACCCCAUUGCCACAAUGGGCCAAUAUCAAAGAUUACUUGACGUACCUGAACCUUAGUGAACCCAUUAUUGGGCUUGGUGACUUGGUACAAGAGGACGAUUUUUUCACAAAUGAUGGCAGAGCCCUGCUGCGGUACAGGUGCAGACUGUGUACAGUCCAGAUGGACCUCUAUGACAUGGCCACGCAUGUGGUGGGUCGUAGGCACCGGCAGAAAUACUUGGAGCGGCAUAGGCCAGACUUAGUGACAUGGGAAAAGACUUCAGAGAAGCAAGCAGGUGUUGUUGCGAGGGCUAAGGCUGCAAUAGUAGAAAAGCAAGAGGGAUGGGGAACUCCAGUGCCACUCAUCAGAUCAGAUAAAGGAAGAUCACUGAGAAAUCGAGGAGCAGCACAAGACCCUCCAUCUUAUGUUCAGGGAAGAGCCUCCUCUGGGCGAGACAGGAGAGAGCAAGACUUGUACAAUCAAUCAUAUAUGGAAGGUGGUGAUGCUUACGGGAGGCCAUCUUGUUAUCGUGAGGAUAAUCAAUAUGACCAGUCAUAUAGAGAUGAUGGACCUCACCACCCGUCCGGUUCAGGGGAUAACCAAUAUGAUGCACCAUAUUCUCAAGGUGACAGGCAGAGAAGGUCCUAUGGAGAGAGGGAUUACAUGGAAAGACCUCACUGGGAAGAUGAAAUGAACAUAGGGGCUUUUCAAGGCGAUGGAACUCACGAUAGACGAUAUACGGAAAAAGGCGUUCCACAGCCUUAUGACGAUGACUGGCACCCCGAAACAAAUCCCAGCAGAGGACCAUACAAAAGUAGAGAAAGUGAUGAUUAUUAUCAUGGCAACAUUUCAGAAAACAGGUUUGGUGAGUCAGGAAUGGGCUAUCAAGAGAGUGGCAGGAUGCAAGAGCCGACGUACACGUCACACCACGGAACAGGACCUAGCAUGGAUGAAAGGCAGCGGCAGAGCAGAAACAUGCCGUAUACAGAGAAAGGAAGAGAACGUUUCCAGGAUAUGAAUGAAACUGGAAGACAUGGGUCUUUUGAAAUGCAAGGCUAUAACAAAACACAAAGGUACUACCCAAGUGAAGAUGCCAUACCUGCAAAAAAGAAAAGGAAGAGCAGAUUCUCUGAUGCCUCGCCGCUAGAGAUGGCACUUGCACGGAAGAGCCAAAUUGAUGACAUGAUUUCAAAAUAUAAACAGAAAGGACGAAUGGUUCCCACAAAUAAUCAAGCCUCUGGAAACAGCAUGGAUUCAGCUGUAACUCCACGUAUGGAAAAUGUUUUGGAUGUCCUGAAUGACAUCCAAAUUGAGAAUGUGGAAGAGGCUAACUUCUUAAAGGAUAAGUUAUGCACCCUUCUCAAAGAGUUCCAGUCAAAUAAAGUUCAGCGCUCUCAGGGCCAGGUUUCACAGACUUCGAUAGAUUUCACAGACAGCUAUCACGGCGGUAACAAAAUGGAGCAGCGGAGAGAUAUGCCGGAGUCGAGGCGUUUAGAUGUCCAAGGCUUUCAGGAGCCUGCAAGAUACGAUCGUGACUUGCUAGGCCCCAGGGAAUAUUUACAUACAAGGCACGUUGAAGAUCCAAAAAGCAUGAGGCAAAACAGAGGUCCUGAAGAGCCUGAAUAUCAGUGGGAUCCUUAUAGAGAGGGCUCAGCUGGCCGAUCUGAAGAACGCAUGCCUCGCCAUCCAGAUGACAGAAGAGGUUACCGAGAGGGUGCUUGGAAUUCCAGACCUCUAAGAGAAGAAGAAAGGGUCUAUGUAGAGGAACGCCAUUAUCAGCACGACUAUCGUUCUGGUGGAGAUCUCUAUGACCCGUUUGAGCCUUCAUCAUCUCCACCUUUGGAAACAGGCUCCUCCACUCUUGAUAAGCUUGCAUCCACACUUCUGGAACUGGUGGCACGCAAAACAAAUUAAAUGCACCCUUCGAAUCGGUGUGUUCAGAAGUAAUGCUCAGUAAUUCUUUAGUCAUUCAGUGAAGUUUGUAUUUGUUAGUUUUCCCCUAGAAAAGCUUUUUAAGAUAAGAUGAAACCAUUUGUAUGUGUGUGUGUUUGUUUUAUGUAGUACUGAUGGGUGUACAAAAUUGUGGUAAUAAACCAUUUUUGUUCCUCA